UUUAUUUGUAUAAACAACAGAGAUACAUUUCAUUUUCUGAAGUCUGUGGGGUUCAAUAAAACAAAAUAUUUAAUAGAAAAAAUCUUAAAAAAACGAGGAGCACAAUCUAACAAUAUUACAACAUGAUACCGAAAAAGAUGCCAGUGAAAGAUGCUCAUAUUGUAAAAAUAGCAGUGGAGUGUGAUAAUCACAUAGCUCAGUUAAUAAACUUGGAUCAGAGACAACCUUUAUCCGGAAAAAUACAAGAGAUAUGCAGUUUUUGGAACAUAGUCGAACCGGAAAAUUAUGCUCUUCAGUUUUGCGAAGGCAACCAUUUAAAAUAUGUUACCGAAAAGAACCGCAACGAAAUAAAAAAUGGAUCUGUGUUGCGCCUUCAAUAUUCUCCAUCCAAAACUGCCAAUGAUAUUUUAGAGACUUUGAGGGCUGGAUCAUCGUGUAUCAAAGCAGAAUGCUUGGAGAAACUUUCAUCUCUAUCUGUAGAUGUUACAUUUGCAUUGGAAUUUAUUAAAGAACAAGGACUGGGCAUUAUAAUUAGCAUGAUUGAGGAACCCAGCGAAAAAGAGGAUAAAAUACUCAUAUAUAGCCUGAAGAGUUUUGUUGAAUUGAUGGAACAUGAAACGGUGUCAUGGGAAAUUCUGCAAAACAGCUUCGUUCAACGAAACAUUCAUAUAGUUAGGAAUUUUAUGAGUUUUCCAAAGUGCACUGAGAGCGCCUUAUCAAAUUUGGAAAAUAUUGUGCAGAAUAGUUCUAAGCAUACGCUUGUCGAGCAGGAGGUGACAUUGCAAGACCUCUUGAUGUUGUUUAAAGAUGCCAAAUCACCCGUGAUAUUGCAAAAUGCGAUAGCUCUAAUCAAUGCUCUAUUCCAAAAGGCCGAUGAGGGCAGAAAAAGACAAAUAGCCCAUACCAUAAGUGGCAAACAAUAUCGUUUGGCGUUGCUAAGCAAUAUUCCAACCACGGAGAUGACUCACCAAUUGUAUGUUCUGCAAACCCUUACCUUGGGCUUGCUUGAACAACGCAAACGAAUGAAAGUAUCUAACCAGGAUCAAGAUGCCCAUGAAAAGAUUAAAGAAUUGAGAAAAAUUGCUUUUGAUGAUUAUUCUGGUAUGUCUGGGUUUGGCGGUAGUUCUGGCAACUGUUCCGGCUCAGGAAAUGUCAAUUUUGCCCAAUAUUACAAAAAAUUAGGAUUCAAAUGUGACAUGAACCCCUCACAAGAUUUUAUGGAAACACCACCCGGCAUUUUAGCUCUGGAUUGCAUGAUCUACUUUGCCCGAAGCUAUACCCAGCAGUAUACAAAAAUUGUUCACGAAAACUCGUGUCGAGGCGAUGAACACGAAUGCCCCUUCGGUCGGACGUCAAUUGAAUUGGUAAAAUUACUUUGUGAUAUUCUUCGCAUUGGCGAGCCUCCCUCUGAUCAAUCAGUUGACUUUCAACCAAUGUUUUUCACCCACGACCACCCAUUCGAGGAAUUUUUUUGCAUUUGUAUUAAUACUCUAAACCGCACUUGGAAGGAUAUGCGUGCUACAGGGGAAGACUUCCAGAAAGUAUUCAGUGUUGUACGCGAACAGAUAACGCGUACUUUGAAACAGCGACCAGACAAUUUCGACGAUUUUCGCGGCAAAAUAGCUUACUUUACAUACCAAAUGAUAACCAAUUUGAGACAACAGGAGAGAACUUCGAAAGAAGAAUGCGAUUCCACAGCAUCAGCCAUAGUGAAGCUGAAAGAAAAGAUAUCACCCGAUAUUUUGGAUUUAAUAAAACAACAACGUUUGGCAUUUCUUGUGGAUGGCACUCGAUUUUCCAAAUAUUCACGAGGAGCACGCUCUAAAGAUAAAUUUUGGUAUGCUCGUCUCUCUCCCAAUCACAAGGUUAUACAUUACGGUGAAUGCGACGAGAAAACAAUCCCAACGCUGGAAGAGUUAAAUAAUAAGGUGUCGGUAAUCGACAUUAAACAACUUUUGGAAGGCAAAGAGUGUCCCCAUAUGAAAGAAAUGCGCACACGUAAAUCAGCCGUGAACCUCGCCUUCUCCAUUACAUUCGAAAAUAUGGACCAUUCAACUGUCGAUUUUGUGGCUCCUGACGAAAACGUCUUUAACUAUUGGACCGAUGGCAUAAACGCUCUCUUAGGCCAAGAAAUGGUUAGCAAGCAAAAAAAGGAGGAUUUCGACACCCUGUUAUCUAUGGAAAUUAAAUUGAGAUUAUUGGACACUGAAGGGGUUGACAUAAGUAAAGAUCCCCCACCAAUACCAGAUGAUCCAGAAAAUUAUGAUUUUUGCUUUGAUAACUAAACGAGCGGCAUAAAACGUUCGUUCAAUCACUCGAGAAUUUUAAUGUAGAUUGAUACUUUGAAUUGAUCAAAUCUCGUAUUAUUAGUUUGUCCUCGUGUAUUCCCUGUCUCUCCAAAUUGAGUAAAAUGCCAAAGUUAUUGUAAAAGUAUUUUAAAAUGCACAUUUAUGCAAAACGAUAAACCACAAUUUUGUAUUUUUCUAGUUUAUACGCAAACAGUUUGUAUAUCAAAGUACUUGUAGUAUUUUUCUAUACUUAAAUAUACUUAUUCCAUAAAAAUAACAUUUUAUAGUUAUGUGUGCAAUUUUAACCACGUCGUUGUGUUAAUCUAUAAUAAAAAAACUCUUUGUAUUCAA
Messenger RNA from Stomoxys calcitrans (stable fly), 2639 nucleotides. It is a transcript of the gene Ced-12, whose product is annotated as engulfment and cell motility protein 1. The transcript has 3 exons. Gene Ontology annotation, cellular component: plasma membrane. NCBI's taxonomy places the organism in Eukaryota, Metazoa, Arthropoda, Insecta, Diptera, Muscidae. Gene Ontology annotation, biological process: cell motility; actin filament organization. The coding region runs from base 123 to 2285 and encodes 720 amino acids. The record is from RefSeq and is a predicted model, not a curated record.